Messenger RNA from Ophidiomyces ophidiicola, 2145 nucleotides. It is a transcript of the gene sif3, whose product is annotated as Sad1-interacting factor 3. The record is from RefSeq and is a predicted model, not a curated record. Bases 1 to 2145 code for a protein of 714 amino acids. NCBI's taxonomy places the organism in Eukaryota, Fungi, Ascomycota, Eurotiomycetes, Onygenales, Onygenaceae. The transcript is spliced from 3 exons.
AUGGUCGCUCCCAAGGGAGGCAGUGAGAUGGGAAAACGGAACCCGACUGUCCUUGUCACCGAUUCGCGCGACCUCCAACGCAACCGCCGCAACCCGCAUGCCCUGCCCAACCCCGCCGCGCGCUUCAUCACCGUCGACAACGUCCUGCAGUACGCGUCCGACAUGCCGUCCAUGCAGCAGCGCCACCCGCCGCCCGGUCGCGCCCGCCCGCGCGCCACGAGAAUCAGCGCCGUUGCUGCGGCCGCGGCCGCGGCGGCAGGCGGCGGCGGCGGUGGUGCCAGCAGCACAGCUGUAAUCACUAGCGGUGGUAGUGGUGGCGGUGUUGGUGCUGGAGUCGGUGGGAGAGCCGGGGAUGCUGGUAGGCCGCGGUCGGCGGGGCGGCUGGCGGCGCUGCCGCAUCUCCCGCCGCGCUCGACGAAGAUUAGUGAGAAGUUGGUGCUGUUGCCGGAGACGGUGAUAGAGGAGGGGACUGAAGACGGAGGGGAGGAAGAAGAAGAAGAAGAGGAGGAGGAGGGGGGGGUGGUGGGGGAUGAGGGGGGGGUGUUUCCGGCGCCGGCGGGCGCGGCUGCGACUCGACAAGGGGAACUGAUUGGCGGCGUGGCCACGGGCGAGACGGCGGAGGAGAAGUUCCGGCGGGUGAGCGCGGAGCGCAAGCUGCGCAGCUGGGACUUCGCGGUGGAUAACGAGCUGGCGCCGCUGCUGGCGGAGGAGGAGGCGCAGCGGCGGCGGCGGGUGGCACCCGAGCAGGCGAAGAGCUAUGCGGAGCGGCUGCCCAAGGCGCGGCGGGCGGAGAAGCUGCCGCGCGUGACGGCGUACUGCACGGCGCAGGGCUACAAGAUGAGCCUGACGGCGGCGUUCGUCAAGGCGUCGCACGACGCGCGCACCAAGCUCUACGACGACUGCCUGUACACGGCCUACCACCUGCCGCUGCUGCCGGGCCGCGAGGGCUAUCGCAUCCGCAGCAGCCCCAUCAUCCGCAGCGCCGAGGGUAAGGUGGUGCUGGACGAGGAGAUUGCGCGGAACGAGCAGAGGGACUACCAUGACGAGUACUAUGCGGAGCAGGACGAGCAUUCGGUGCAAGACCACCACCACCACCACCAUCACGACCACGGCCAUCAUGACGCAGCGGCAGGAAAAGAGAGCCAGAAGCGCGAGGGCGAGACAUAUGGCCAUCACCACGACCGCCCGUCUGGCCGAGAGCAGCUGUACGAUUUCGACAAACGCGAGCGGGCGGACGACGGCGGGGGCCACGGGCGCGCGCGGGCGGCCAGCAUCCCGCCCAACGCGCUGUCGUUCGCGGAGAUGUUCGUGUUCAGCUACGGGGUGGUGGUGUUCUGGAACUUCAGCGAGCGGCAGGAGAUCGACGUGCUGGCGGACCUGGCGUUCGCGUGCAGCCAGGACGGGCUGCCGAUGCCGCUGUCGACCAACGGGCUGGCGGAGGCGGACUUCGAGACGGAGGAGUUCCACUUCGAGUACUCGACGCGCAUCUCGCGGCCGCGCGUGUACAACGACAUGAUCACGCUGCGCAGCGGCGACCACAUGAUCAAGCUCGCCAUCAGCCACGGCAUCGCGCAGAGCACCAAGCUCAGCUUCUUCGAGGAGGUCAUGGCCAAGCAGAUGGCCGAGGCCAAGGACGUGCCGCGCCGCCUGGCGCUGACGGGCCACCUGGGCAUGCAGCGCGAGGAGGUCUUUCGCAUCAUGGGGAAGCUGUUCAAGAGCCGCGUGGAGGUGAAUCUCUGUGCGUCGUCCGAGAUCCUAUCUAUCAUGACUACUGCUGACUACGAUCUAGCGUCGAACAUGCUCGACGUGCCCAACUUCUUCUGGGACAGCGAGCCGACGCUGCACCCGCUGUACACGGCGGUGCGCGAGUACCUGGAGAUCAAGCCGCGCAUCCAGGUGCUGAACGAGCGCUGCCGCGUCUUCCUCGACCUGAUCGAGAUCCUGUCCGACUCCAUUGCCGACAACAAGAUGUCGCGCCAGACGUGGAUCAUCAUCGUCCUGAUCUUCAUCUCCAUCAUCGUCACGCUGGCCGAGGUCAUUCUGCGCUUUGGCAUUCUGUCGACGCGGCUGCCGGCGGGCGCGGCAAAGCCGUCUCGGCUCGUGGCUCCCGCCCGUGGUCAGAGCAUGACCGGCGGCUCGCUCUGA